UAAUUCUUAUGAGUGAAUACUUUCUGCAGUUUUAAAAAUUACAAAAAAGGAUCUAACUCAGAGAAAAGGCUUCAGAUGAAGCUUGGUAAGUACUCUAAGGAGAAGAAAGACAAAAUUUAUUGAAUGGAAUUAAUUUUUAUAAUUAUAGAUUCUUUGCUCUUAGAACAUUUCCUAUUGCCAUCAUCGGCAUUUUAUUGAUGACACCUGUAUUGCAAACUAAGAGCAGAUUCUUCGUUAAGGAGUUGUCUUUGAUUUUUGGAUUCAGUGGUGGCAUUAUCUACGGAGAUUAUUAAAAUAGUGAAUAUUUUUGGAAUAAUUAUGGUAAAAUUAUAAUGGAAAAUACAAAUUACAAUGAUUCUGGAUUGACUUAAGAUUAAAUGGAGAAAAUGAGAAAACUCUAUGAAAAAAGCAAGAACUACAGACCUGAAAAUAAAACUGAUAAAAUGUAUGAAUGA
Molecule: messenger RNA, 455 nt
Organism: Paramecium octaurelia
Lineage: Eukaryota; Ciliophora; Oligohymenophorea; Peniculida; Parameciidae
Source: the annotation of a GenBank genome assembly